Molecule: messenger RNA, 2472 nt
Organism: Psilocybe cubensis
Lineage: Eukaryota; Fungi; Basidiomycota; Agaricomycetes; Agaricales; Agrocybaceae
Exons: 3
Coding region: 1-2472 (823 amino acids)
Source: RefSeq, a predicted model, not a curated record
AUGUCGGACCUUCGGAGUAACAAUGCAUCUAGAGGCGCGACGACAUCGACUGCAGGCAGUCAGAGAGGUGUAGCGUCGACAAGGACCCCUGUUGCACGUUCUCCCAGAGACGAAGGCCCUCCCCAUCGGUCACAGACUGUUCCGAACCCUGUCCCAGCAUCGGAUUCUCGAAGACAACCAAUAUCUCAGACGAGCAUGCCUGUUCCGGGUGCCACGACCUCGCAAAGGCAAAGAACCCCUUCCAAUUCGAAAUCCAAGGCGACUUCCUCUCGUCCUGAAUUUCCUGAACCGAAGAGCUCUCUUGAUGGCACGGGCUAUAUUGUCGAACCGUACCAAUCGUCUCUGCCUAGAUCCGACUCUAGAGAAAGAGGUCCUUCGAAUCGCCUUGCCCCUCCAUCCUCUAUGCCAGCACCACAAGCCUUGUCGGACAGUACCAGGCAAAGCGUGUCCUCUUUUCAAACAGAACCAAGUUCCUAUUAUUCGGCAGAGGAUGGAGUAUCUUCUGUAGGACCUCCGAUGCCUCAAGGGCCUCAGCCAAUCAGGCAAAAUACCGAAGGCGAAUCGAAUUCCAACAAAUACGAGUCGCUUUGGCUUGCCUCUCAAAGCCAAGCGCCACCUAUGCCAACACCGGACCUAAAGCAUCCACCUAUGCCUACACCAGACCUAAAUCAUCCACCUAUGCCAACUCCAAACUUGAACCAUCCACCUAUGCCAACGCCGAACGUUGCCCCUCCCCAUAUGCCAUCGCCUCAGCACAUGCCAUCUCCACAACGUUUUGGCAACAACGAUAAUGACAGAGAUUUUGAGGAAUAUGAUGAAGACCUUGAGGGGAGCAGUGCCGGAAACGAUUUCGAAGCGCUAAAUUAUGCAUCUGAACCCGUUCUAUCUAGUGGAAAUCUAGAAAUGCACGAUUCUUCUGCUUCACCAAAGGAUCGUUAUGAUUCAUCUUGGUUGGCUGAGCCAUCUCCUGGUAUGCCUGUCGCGACCACUGGACAUCCAACAUCUACCUCUACUUCGACCAAGCCGACCACAUCUUCUUUCAGCGUUGACUCAGGCUCGAGGCCCACCCAAGGCGGUACACGGACAGAAUAUUCGAACUUGAGCCACAGUCCUUCUACUGGAUCAAAGCCAAGCGCCCCUGUGGCGGCAGUACCGGGCACUGCGCCUCUUCGAAUCCAUCACCAUCCGCGACCAGCAGCAAUUGUCAAGCCACCUACCCCUGACGCUUCCUCUGCCACCCCUGAACCAACGAAGCCGCCCUCCAACCAGCAACCCCAGAAUCAACCUCACUCUCUUUCACAACAAACAGUCCCUCCACGAGUCAACUUCCAUUCACAACAAAGUUCGGCUUCCUCCUAUAGUUCGACUUCUAGACCCACCAAUGAGCGACCCCCAGUCAGCCCGACACCUCACAAAACGGGUUCAAGCUACGAGGCACGCCCUCCUGGUGCAUCUGCGCCCAGCAUUCCAUCUGGCGCAAGUGCGACAAUCAAUCCUCAUAUUCCAGUUAAGCAGAAUACUACUACGGUCAGGCCAGGGAAGACCCAAGCCACUGUGACCCCCACUGUUUCUUCUUCCGCUACCGCAGCGCCCCCCGUUAAGCCAACGACUACCGCCGCACCUUCACACUCUUCAACUUCGACACCCUCACAGCAAAAACCUCCCCAGACGGUGUCCAUCAGUAACCCUUACAAACCUACUGUGUCGUCCAAUUUGUCACAUAAUAAAUUGAGCACACAUGUACCUCAAAGCCAAGGCCAGAAACCAUCACCAUCCACGACGACGACAACGGCUACAGCUACCGCGCGCCCACAGGUCCAUGUACAGGAGUCGACCAGACCUCCUACUGUCAGCUCGUCACAAGUCCAACACCAACCUUCGAUGUCUGCUUCAUCGGAAAGCAAACAUCAGGCCAAAGUCCAUGAGGCAGCGGCGGCCGUUGCGGCUGGCCCAACGCGCCCGCGCCUGAGUGGGAACCCGAGCCAGAUGGACACGCAGUACGUGAACAUGCUGCUCGCGCUGGACGACAUUCCCGCCCUGUACAACCUCCUUGCGGGGUUCUUUACCUGGAUCUUGUUGGCUGGUUUCAUCUUGUUCCCGGGUACCUUUACGAGCUUGCAGAGCAUCAAUAAUACGUCCGGUGUUCCGGGACAGGUGCAGCAAGAGUUGGUCAAGGCCAUUGCCCAUUUACCCCUGCCGGGAUUCCUGAAUUCGCUGGCGGGUCUGCUUUCAACCAUCGCCAGCGUUUUUGGUGUACAGGAUGGGCAGCUUGUGACAUCAAGUAAAGCUACGAUCAUCGUCACUGCUUCAUGUACGGGUGUUCUUGGGAUUUUGACCGGGUUUUACAGUCUGUGGCUGGUGCGUAGAGUCAAGGCACGUCAUGAUAGAGAGGUCGGGAAGGAGCGAGCUGGUAAAUAUGGCGAGGGUGUCGUUGAUCUAUCGAAGAGGAAGGUCAAUGGAUCGCAAGCGUAG